GACAUGAGGACCACAGAUUACAGACAACCUCUGUGAUCUGUGAUGAGGACUACGGACUUAACCCUAUAUUAUGCGGUUGUAUUUCUGGAAACUAUAACACUUUAAAAGGAAUUUGAGCCGAGGACGAUGACCGCGUUGAUGAAGGCCUCAGUUCGGGACAUUCCCGAAAAUGCGGUGAUUCUCAGCGAAACGGAGGCAUUGAAAUUUCAAAUGGACAUAGUGAAAACCUGGAAGAAACCGUCCGAAGUAUUCGCAAUACGAUACGGCAGUUACGCGCUAGGCCUGAGCACAUUGUUGAGUUCGGUGUUCCUAAACAAUCACUUCCGACGGAAAUUCAUGCUGGGCCACUAUGGGGCCUUUUCAACAUAUAUCCCCGUUUGCAUUCUUCCUGCCGCUGUGUCGCUCGUCCUGCAUACAGAGAUGAUCCUUCGAAAGACGUUGUUGAUGAACGCAAGCGAUUGUCCUGUUUGCCUGCAAGUAAAGUCAGCAGCCCUCCAGUCUAGCCUGGGGUUAAUUUACCCUCUGAUGGCUGCCCCCAUAGGAGGCGCCGCUUUGGCAGUGCGAUACGCAACAUAUAACAUCCCACUGAUUCAAGAGAAACCGAAGGAAGUUCUGGAGACUUUCAACAAAAUGAUGAGAAAAAUCAAAACCAAGACGAUAUACAUUUUUUUGUGGCAGGCCCUGUUAGGGGCCACCGUUGCCUACUUUGAGACCAACGAAAUUAUAGGCAUACACGAGAAGUUGAGUGCUCCCAACCGGGACUGAUUAAGGAAGUUUUGGACAGUGUAGUCAAUGUAGUACAAGCCGCAGAUUAAAAACUUGUUUAUUAUUCGAAACAACAUAAAUGGAAAGGAAAAAUACCAUGUGACUUUGUACAACACGCACCCCGAAAAUAAGUAACCACAUAUUAUGAACAAAAUCUAAUCCUAAAAAUGAGUAAAUAUUCCAAAAGCAAUUAGUGUUACCUAGAAAAACAACGGUAAGAUAAUAUAAAUAAACCUAGAUCUAAGUA
Dendroctonus ponderosae (mountain pine beetle) is the source of this 1012-nucleotide messenger RNA. RefSeq lists its product as uncharacterized. Lineage: Eukaryota; Metazoa; Arthropoda; Insecta; Coleoptera; Curculionidae. The record is from RefSeq and is a predicted model, not a curated record. The transcript has 4 exons. Bases 127 to 765 code for a protein of 212 amino acids. Gene Ontology annotation, biological process: mitochondrial respiratory chain complex I assembly. Gene Ontology annotation, cellular component: mitochondrion.